Molecule: messenger RNA, 1455 nt
Organism: Carassius gibelio (silver crucian carp)
Lineage: Eukaryota; Metazoa; Chordata; Actinopteri; Cypriniformes; Cyprinidae
Product: taste receptor type 1 member 2-like
Exons: 5
Coding region: 1-1455 (484 amino acids)
Biological process (GO): G protein-coupled receptor signaling pathway
Cellular component (GO): membrane
Molecular function (GO): G protein-coupled receptor activity
Source: RefSeq, a predicted model, not a curated record
AUGUUUUUAAGGCACAUUACCUCAAAAUAUGGAUAUGAAAUGAUGCAAGUAAUGAGGUUUGCUGUUGAGGAGAUUAAUAAUUCCACAAUUCUUUUGCCCAAUGUUUCUCUGGGCUAUGAAAUUUUUGACCAUUGUUCUAACACAAGGAAUUUCCAUUCAGUCUUAAGUUUCAUCUCAAAGAAUGACUCAAUAAAACCUAAAGAAAAACUCAACAACUAUCAGCCUAAAGUGAUUGCUUUAACAGGACCAUAUGGAAGCUCAAGAACUAUAUCUGUUGCACCACUGAUCACAAUGGACCUUAUACCAAUGGUGAAUUAUGGAGCUUCUAGCUAUGUGCUCAGCGAUAAACUUCAGUAUCCUUCUUAUGUAAGAACAAUCCCUAGCAACAAAGACCUGAUAAAGAUGAUUAUUCACAUCAUACGAUGGUUUGGAUGGAACUGGGUUGCCUUUCUUAGUAGUCAACAAGAUAUGGAUGGACUAAAUCUGUUUAACAAAUAUAUUGGAAAUACUGGCAUUUGUUUGGCCUAUCAAGAAGGUCUGAGUCUAAAUGCAAACUACAGUCAAACACUUAAAAAAAUUGAUAAGCUCAACAUCAAUGUCAUUAUAAUUUUUGCUUGGCCACAAUAUGCAGACAAAAUUAUCAAAGCAGCCAUAGCAAGCAACAUCCAAGACAAAGUAUGGAUUGCAAGUCAACACUGGGCUAUGAAUAAACAGCUUCCAAGUGAGCCAGGAAUUGGGAAAAUUGGCACAAUCAUUGGCAUUACUGAUAACCUGUUGUCACUGCCUGGAUUUAAUGAAUUUGUCUAUAAAGCCAAAGGAACAACUGAUGUUGGCUAUAAUGAUAGAGUUGAGAGUGAAGUCCAGGGAAAGAGCAAGACAUGUAAUCACGAUUGUGAUUACUGCGCAUUUUUGACCGCAGAGGAGAUUAUAAAUGAAAAUCCCACAUACUCCUUUUCCAUCUAUGCUGCUAUAUAUACCAUAGCUCAUGCAUUACAUAAAGUUCUGCAGUGUGACAUGAAUGAAUGCCACAAAAAUACAGUGGUUAAGCCAUACAUGCUUUUGGGAGAAAUGAAGAAAUUGGAUUUUCCACUCCGUGGCCGUCACAUUAAAUACGAUGACCAUUUUGAUCCAACCAUCAGUUUUUCAGUUGUUCUCUGGCGCACUGAUGUGAAUCCUCCACAGUUCGAGAUGGUGGGCUCAUAUGAGAAUCAUCCAGAAAUUUAUUUCACCAUAGACAACUCUCUCCUUCUCUGGCAUAACAAUGGUUCUGUUCCUUUCUCAAACUGCUCUGUUGAGUGUGAGGCGGGAUAUUCAAGGAAACCUGAAGGUUUUCAUAGUUGCUGCUUUUCAUGUGCAAAAUGCCCACCUAACACCUAUGUGGAUUUUUCUCAAGAGACAUGCGGGCGUGUGGGUGGACUCUCUGCCCAGCUUCCCUCACAGUCAGGGCAUGGUUGA